Messenger RNA from Sciurus carolinensis (gray squirrel), 6608 nucleotides. It is a transcript of the gene Mdc1, whose product is annotated as mediator of DNA damage checkpoint 1. The transcript has 14 exons. Gene Ontology annotation, cellular component: nucleus. Bases 358 to 5919 code for a protein of 1853 amino acids. Gene Ontology annotation, biological process: positive regulation of transcription initiation by RNA polymerase II. Lineage: Eukaryota; Metazoa; Chordata; Mammalia; Rodentia; Sciuridae. Gene Ontology annotation, molecular function: protein binding. The record is from RefSeq and is a predicted model, not a curated record.
CUCUGGUUGCGGUUUGGAAAUCUGCGCGGGAAGUGGGCGGUAGGCGGUAGUGGGUUGUCCCUUGGAGCUGCCCAAUCGCGGUGCUCUAUUCUGUAGGCUCAAGGCGGCCUCGGAUUAUCUUUUACCUUAACUGGUACCAGUCCCCUGCGAGUAGCCUCCUGUUUGAGCUCUGAGGGGCAGGGUGGGGCGACCUUUCGAAUGUGCCUGUGCUCUGGGAGCUUCAUCUAUCAGCGCACAGCAGGCUGUGAAAGACAUCUACAAGAACCAAUCAGCGAUUCGACUCACUUCCGGACACGCACUCGCGCCACCUAGGUCGCGGCCGUUACUGGUGGCGCGCGCGGCGACUUAAAGUAGACCAUGGAAGACACCCAGGCCAUCGACUGGGAUGUUGAAGAAGAGGAGGAGACAGAGCAAUCUAGUGAAUCCUUGGGAUGUAUCUUGGAGCCUGUAGGACGACUGCAUGUCUUCAGUGGUGCCCACGGACCAGAAAAAGAUUUUCCACUAUUCCUUGGGAAGAAUGUGAUAGGCCGACUGCCUGACUGCUCUGUGGCCUUGCCCUUUGCAUCCAUCUCCAAACAACAUGCAGUAAUUGAAAUCUCAGCUUGGAACAAGGCGCCUGUCCUCCAGGAUUGUGGGAGCCUCAAUGGUACUCAAAUCUUGAGGCCUCCUAAGGUCCUGAGCCCUGGUAUGAAUCACCGGCUCAGGGAUCAGGAAUUGAUCCUCUUUGCUGAUUUACCCUGCCAGUACCAUUGCCUGGAUGUCCGCCCACCCGGUGUUUCCCGGGGUCACUUAACUGUAGAGGAGACCCCCAGGGUACAGGAAGGAACUCAGCCUUCCAGACUUCCCUUGGCUGAAGACUCAGAGGAGGAAGUAGAUUUCUCAAAAGGGUGUGUGGUGAAAGAAUCAAGGACUACAUCCUCCCCUUUGGCAAUGGUAGUUCCAGAAAGUGAUGAAGAGGGGCCUUCUCUGGCCCCAGGUGACUCUCUUGCCUUCAACUUGGACAGUGACACAGAUGAGGAAGAUGGUCAGCAACCAGCAGCCAGGGAGGCCUCUUCAGCUGCCAGAAAAGGUGCUGCAGUAGAGGCAGAGCAUCCUGAAGCCAAUGGAAUGAGAACCGAUAGCUGGCUAGGAGAAGCUCAGCCUUCAUUGGAAAGCUGCAAGGACACAAAAGUCAAGAGGGGUAAAGGGAAUAGGAUAGUAUCAGUUGAGGUGAUUUUGGAGAGAAGUCAAUCUCCUGGGGACAACAGUGACACAGAUGUGGAUGAAGAGAACAGGCUUCCUGGUGAGCCAGCUGAGGCCCAUUUGGAAAGGAUCCAGCCUUCUGGCUUCUUAGACAGUGAUACUGAUGUGGAAGAAGAGGGAAUCCCUGCAACCCCAGCUGUAGUGCCUAUGAAGAAGAGGCAAGGCUUCCAUGGAUUUGGUACAAGAAAUCCUGGAACACUUGGAUUGGCACAUCUUCAGGAGAGCCCAGCUGGAAGUGAUACAAAUAUGGAGGAGGAUGAGGCCCCACUGACUGGCCCUCUGGAGAGAAGCCAAACUUCUAUGGUGAUUGACAGUGAUACAGAUGAUGAAGAAGAAGUCUCAGCAGCACUCACUUUAGCACGUCUGAAAGAGAGUGGAGCUAUUUUAUGGAACAGAAAUGCAGAUAUUGAAAAGGACAGGGCCCAAUCUGUGCUACUUCAGGAGAAAAGCCUAACCACCUCUGGGAGAGAUAGUGACACUGACAUGGAGGAGGAGCUCCCAGUGGAAAAGAGAGAAACUGUCCUUAAUGGUCAUAGAGACAAAGAAGAAACCCGUAUUACAGCACAUUCAGAAAAGGGACAGCCUCCCCUUGGAGAUAGUGAUGUAGGUAAUGAAGCAGAUAUGAGCUCAUCAGGGAUCUUUCUGGAGAAAAGCCAAGUCUCCUCUACCAUGCGGGACGUCAACAUAGAAGUGAAGCAGGAAGUCCCAUCAGGGCCAACUGUUACAUGUUGCGGAAAGCAUCAGGUGUCUGUGGAGGGGACAAAUCAAAGAGAUAGGGAAGCCAACGGGGGCCCAGCAAAGCUGCCUGUAAUGCCUCUAGAGGCAGUCCAGCCUUCUGAUGAGGAAGGUGAAACAGAUAUGGAGGUUGGCAUGUCUUCAGCUGUGGCAGAUAUAAGAAAGAGCCAGCUUCUGGCAGAAGGGGACGCUGGGACAGAGAGGGCUACAGCUGUACUUGAGUCAGAGGGCACUCUCAAAGAGAGGGCCUAUGGUGGAUCACUUAUGGCACAGAUACAGCAGAUGGUGGUGCACACAGGUGCUCCAGGGGAACCCCUCCAGCCACAGAGAGAGGAAUCCCAGACCCUUACAGGAAGGGAGAAAAAACUACACAUUGGCGAGACCAAGGACUCCAAAGACAGUCAUGAUGAUUCUGAAGAUCUGGACCUUCAAGCUACCCAGUGCUUUGUGGAGAGGGAAAGUCAGAACCUCGAUGGUGCCCUGGAUGAGCCAUGGGAAGUCUUGGCUACACAGCCAUUCUGUCCAAGAGAGUCUGAGGCCGCUGAACCCCAGCUCAUUGCCACCCACCUUGAGGCCAAUGGAUCUUGCCUGUCUCCACCUAGGGCAACACCACAAGACCAACAUCCAGAGAGCCCAGUUCACACAGAGCCAUUGGGAACUCAAGGCAUAGAGAUACAGACUGUGGAGAAAGACAUGGGUACACUAAAAGAAACAGAGAGGGUGAACCCUGAGAGAGGGCCACUGGAAAGGGAAAUCAGGGAAGGGCCCCCAGAAGGAGAGAGAAAAGAUGUGAUGGGGGAGGAAGAAAGAACUAAAGGGAUACAGGACAGACAGCAAAAACAGGCUUUAGCUAGAGACACUCAGAGACCAGAGUCUGAUAAAAAGGUGAAAAGCAUGAGUCCUGAAAGGCAUAGGGAGAACUUGAAGGUAGAAAUGGAGAUAUCUGAGGAAACAGAAGAAACAGAGAUAGAGAAGCAGACCCUCACAAGAGAAAUAUUUGAGAAAGUAGUAGAAAAACCAGUACCCGAGAGAGUAUGUGAAGCAACUGAGUUAGAAGUGAACUUGGAGAGAGGGGAGAUAGAGGGAGGGAUCCAGAACCAGAAAGGGCAGGCUGCCAGUCCAACACUAGAGCCUAGAGUCGGGGCAGGGGAACUUCAGGGACUUGCUUCAGCCCCUGUAGUUUCUGGGAACCAGUCAGGUGGAGGAAGGGGAACCCCGGUGAGCCCCAGGAGGCAGCAGAGAGGCCACUUGAAUUGCAAGAUGCUACCUGCUGAGACAACUUCUAGGGGUGAUCCGGAAUCCCCAGAUGUUUGCCUGCCUGCUACAAUGCCUGAAGCCUCAGCCCUACCCCCCAACUCCUUUAUCUCUCAGAGCCAAAAACAUCCUGCACUUCAGUCCCUUCUUUCUCCCCAUUCAUCAUCUUCUGAGCCACCCAUUCCUAGGACCAGGCACAAAGGGAGUCAGGAAACACCAGAGCCUCCCCUGCCUACAGAGCUGGAACCUUUCCACUCAAAGCCCGGUGUCAGGCCCCGGCGCUCCUCCAGGAUGACACCCUCUCCACUUUCUUCUGCUGCCCUUGAGCUCCACUCUGUUGCUCCCACAGCCCAGCCUGCCAUCCCUAAGUCCACAUCUCAGGCCACUAAGAGAAGGACACACAGGUCCUCUGUCAAGACCCCAGAACUUCAGCUUUCUACUCCUACAGGCCAACCCAUUACCCCCACACCUAUAUCUCGAGUCACUCGGGUCAAGACAAAUAGGUCCUCUGUCAAGACCCCUGAAUCAGUUGUCCACACAGCCCCUGAGCCCCAGCCUUCCAUCUCCACAGACCAGCCAGACACUUCUAAGCUCACAUCCCGAGUCACUCGGGGCAGGACACUUAGGUCCUCUGUCAACACACCUGAACCAGUGUUCCCCAUAGCUCCUGAAUUUCAGUCUUCUGUUUCCACAGACCAGCCUGUCGAUCUCAAGCCCACAUCCCGAAUAACUCGGGGAAGGACACAUAGGUCCUCUGUCAAGACCCCUGAACCAGUUUUUCCUGUAACCCCUGAACUACGGGCUUCCACUCCCACAGAACAACUGUUCACCCCCAAGUCCACAUUUGUAGACUCUCAGGGCAGGACACAUAGGUCCUCUGUCAACACAUCUGAAGCAAUUUUACCCACAGACUCUGAGCUCCAGCCUUCCACUUCCACAGACCAGCCUGUCAUUCCCCAGCCCACAUCCCGAGUCACUCGGGGCAGGACACACAGGACCUCUGUCAAGACCUCUGAACCAAUUUUAUUCACAGGCCCCAAACUCCAGCCUUCCACCUCCACAGUGCAGCCUGUCACCCCCAACCCCACAUCCCGAGUCACUCGGGGCAGGACACAUAGGUCCUCUGUCAAGACCCCUGAACCAAUUGUACCUACAGCCCCUGAGCUCCAGCCUUCCACCUCCACAGAGCAGCCUGUCACCCCCAAACGCACAUCUUGGGCCACUCAGGGCAGGACACAUAGGUCCUCUGUCAAGUCCCCUGAAGUAGUUGUCACCAUGGCCUCUGAACUCCAGGCUUCUUCUCCCAUAGACCGGUCUAUCCCCCGCAAACCCACACCUAGAAUCAGUCGGGGCAGAACACGUAAGUCUGUUGAGACGCCUGAACCAGUUGAACCAUCGGCCCCUGAUCUUGAGCCUCCCAGCUCCACACACCAGCCUGUCACUUCUAAGGUUAUACAUCAGAGUGGAGCACUAGAGUCUUCAACACUGAGUGAUGCCACACUUCCUGUCACUCCUGAAUUCCAUCCUCCUGUUACUACAGACCAGCCUGUUCCCUUUGAGUCCACUCCUCAAACCAGUUGCACCAGGAGACAGAGAGCUGCUGGGAAGCAUGGCUCCCUCACACCUCUCAUUGUCCACAAACCUAGCUCUGCACCCCCUGAACCUAAAUCCCGAUCCUCAAGGAACCAAAGAGCAGGGGCACAGAGAGAAACUGAGGGCCUUGGGACCAUUCCUGAGCCUGCCUUUCCCCAGCUUCCUGAGGCACCCACUCAUGCUUCCCAGAUCCAAAAGGUGGAAACAGCAGGGAGAUCUGGGUUCACCCCAGAGCCCCCACCUAAGACCUCUCAAAGCCGCAAGAGACCUUCCACUACCAUGGAUUCACCCCCACUUCAAAAACGGCCCCAAAGAGGGGAAGUCUCCCAGGAGACAGCAUUCCCCAAGGAGGAGGAAGAUGCCCAGGAGAGGCCAGUAAAGGAAGAGGACAUAGAGAUUCCAGAACCAGACAAGAGAAAGAGAGACCAGGCAGAGGAGGAGCCCAAGGGAAUACCAAGCCGAAGCCUCCGACGGACCAAACCUAACCAAGAAUCAGCCGCACCUAAAGUACUCUUCACAGGAGUUGUGGAUGCUCGUGGGGAGCGGGCAGUGCUAGCAUUGGGGGGGAGUCUGGCCAGCUCAGUGGCAGAGGCCUCCCACCUGGUUACUGAUCGAAUCCGCCGGACAGUCAAGUUCUUAUGUGCCCUAGGAAAGGGGAUCCCCAUCCUGUCCCUGGACUGGCUACAUCAGUCCCGCAAGGCUGGUUGCUUCUUGCCUCCAGAUCAAUAUGUGGUGACUGAUCCUGAACAAGAGAAGAAUUUUGGCUUCAAUCUUCGGGAUGCCCUGCACCGGGCUCGGGAGCGAAGGCUGCUGGAGGGCUAUGAGAUUCAUGUGACCCCUGGAGUCCAGCCACCACCAUCUCAGAUGGGAGAGAUCAUCAGCUGCUGUGGAGGCACUGUCCUAUCCAGCAUGCCCCGGUCCUAUAAGCCUCAAAGAGUUGUGAUCACAUGCCCUCAGGACUUCCCACGAUGUUCCAUUCCAUCUCGAGUUGGGCUGCCCCUCCUCUCUCCUGAGUUCCUACUGACAGGAGUGCUGAAGCAGGAAGCCAAGCCAGAGGCCUUUGUCCUCUCCACUUUGGAAAUGCGUUCCACCUGAAAACUCCAGUACUCUUUUCCCUACCAGAUCAGUAAAGUUUUCUAGAAAAAAAUUUGUAAAAAAGAACUCAGGGCUUUAGAAAGCACUGGGGUGUAUUGAUAUGACAUGAUGGAAAUGGGUGGAACCAGAAGGGUUUAUGGGAAAACAGAAAGAUAGGGAGAUUUGGACCCACAGAUUUUCUGAAAUGGCCAUUUUAAAAUUGGCCAAUCCUGGGAUAGGAGUGUAGCUCAGUGGUAAAGCACUUGCCUAGCAUGCAUGAGACCCUGGGUUUGAGCUCCAGCUUACCCCAAAACAACAAAAAAUGGACUAAUCCCAUGUUCAGAUAUCUUAAUCGAUGCUUGUCUUUAGCCACACUGAUGUAAUUAUUACUCCAUGGCACACCCUCCUCUCCUACUUAGAAGCCAUCUCUCUUCUUUUCUUUCUGGAAUUCUUACUUGUCCUCAAAAAAUAGUGAAAACAACUUUGGCAUUAGGAACUUGAAGGGAUACUUGGAGUGAGUGGAUGUGAGGGUGGAAUUAUGGAAUGGUACUAAAAUAUUUUUCUCUCUCUCUCAUCCCACCUGUUUAAGAGCAUCCUUAGCUUUGACUUUGAGCAACUCUCUGCACUUUUCUGGCCUGCUUUUACAGUAUUUAUAAAAUUAGACCUUUGGCCUGAUCUCUGUGAUCAAUAAAUAUUCACUCUGUGCCUUA